Fusarium verticillioides 7600 is the source of this 1670-nucleotide messenger RNA. RefSeq lists its product as hypothetical. The record is from RefSeq and is a predicted model, not a curated record. Bases 457 to 900 code for a protein of 147 amino acids. The transcript has a single exon. NCBI's taxonomy places the organism in Eukaryota, Fungi, Ascomycota, Sordariomycetes, Hypocreales, Nectriaceae.
AGAUACAGUCACGAGGUAGCAAUUAAAGAAUAAUACUACCGUUUUAUGCUUCUUCUGCGCCGCUUUAUGCUUAUGCAUAGUUUCUACGCCUCCCGCUGCGGUGCGGUGCGGUUCAUCGGCUGAUGUCUGUCGGUGGGUGCGGGUUGGGAAUACGAGAUCCAGCUUCGGCCUGUCGAUCACCUCGUGUUGCUCAACGCACGAGGUCUCUACUGCAAGGUAAAAUGAAACUUGGAGCUCGCGGUGAGGUAUAGCACGGAUCAGGAUAGCUUGUGGGACUGAGCUGGAGGUUCUAUGUCAUAAGUUUAGACCAGAGGUGUUGAACAUCUAUAUAAACAGCCCUCAGCCUCUCUUCUCAUCCCAUCUCAUCUCAUCACACACUCACACAUCUCAUCUGCACACAAACAAAAGCACUUCCCCUACAAACAAAAGCACUUCCACUCAAAACAAACACUCAAAAUGAAGUUCUCCGCCGCAGUCUUCACCCUCCUCGCCGCCACCGGCGUCACAGCCGCACCCGCCGCUGAGUCCGUCAACAUGAUGGCCUCAACCCCCCAGUGGACCAUCCGCGACGCCAAGCGGUACUGCCGCUCUGACGACUCCAUCUGUAACUGGAAGUUCGGCAUCGACACGGGCGACGGCAAGCCCUAUGAGUGCCGCUACGACGUCAAGGGUCCCGGCGCGAGCAAGAAGCGCAGCGCUGGACCUAGCACAUGCGGCGACUUCACCAUCACCUCUGGCUGGAGCGACCAGUUCGGCGCUGACAAUGGUUUCACUACGCUUUCUGUUGUGUCCAAGUCGAAGCGUCAGAUCAUCUGGCCUGCUUAUACGGAUAAGCAGCUUGCUGGUGCUAAGAUUGUUAAGCCUGAUCAGUCUUAUGCUCCUGCUUCUCUCCCCAAAUAAGCGAGCGACACUGGAUUGAGGUGGUUUGACGUAUAAUAAUUGCUUGUACAUAUUUGAAGGAUGGAAAGGAAGACCUGGGGUCACAAUACAUGAACGCAUUUAGCAUCAUUGGUCAAUUAUUCCCGACGUGAAAGUGUGACAUCCAUCGCUUGGUCGGCCGAGUGCCGUCGGGCUUUCGGCCGGACGGUUCGGCACCUUGUAACGCAAUCAUCAUUGCAUCACAUGGCACGCGCAGUAAUAACAGCCAGUAUCAUUGCGGAUUUUGGAACAGGUAAUGACAAUAGCGAGCCGUAACAUGUCGGUUUGAUACCUGUUAGCCAAAAUGUUUGUCGUGUCAAAGUUACUCAUUACAUGUCUGGACGGAAUAUUAACCCGACGCUUCAAGGUGACAGCCAGUGCUGUAGUAAUGCCUAAUCAGAUGAUAUGCAUUGAAUGAGUUUCCUAUAAUAUCUCCGACUGAUAAACAUCAAUAGCAGCCGUCAAUGGCCCUUGGUCAAUGGAGCGUGGGGCCUUGUUGAACCAGCUGGAUGUUAGCAGUCUAAUAAGCCCGGUUACCCUGCAGAUGGCACAUUCUCAAUUUUUGGCGGUGUCGGUAGCAAGGUAUUGCCAUUGGUAUAGACUCCUUUGAUGUCCAAAAACGCUUUUCAAUCACAUAUUUACGUCAAACGAAACUCGCAGUGGUGAUGUUGUAUUGUGUUUGGUAACCAGUCUCAUCCAAAUUCGAUCUGCUUUGCCCAUUUAUGACGGUGUCGCACAAUACACAGAUGCAC